GGAUUCUAACGACGCGGAAGAUGACCGGCUCCACGAUCCAGGCGGCGAGAAGCUCGAGCGGCGGCGCGUUCAGGCGCGGGGGCGGAUUCCGAGGGGCGCCGAUCGCGUUCGCGGUGUUGAUCCUCGCCAGUCUCGUGAGAUCGGCCGAUGCGCUGAAGGUGACCAUCGGCGGCCACGACAAGGAGUGCUUCAACCUGCACGCUGAUCGCUCGGGCGACACUUUCGUCGGGUCCUUCAACGUCGUGGAGGACGGUACGGCCUCGGACGUCUUCGACAUGAUCGUGAAGGACGAGGACAGGUCGAUCGUGUACAGCUUCAAGCACAGCAGCGAGCACAAGUUCGAGUUCAACACCAACCGCGAUGGCGCGCACGAGUUCUGCUUCACCAACAACAAGGGGCACCCGCACACGCUGUACUGGGACGUCAACGUGGGGCAUCACUGGGCACACGACGCCGCCACCGACGCCCACGUCGACGAGCUGCAGAUGUCCUUGGACUCGAUGAGGGAGAUGUACUACAAGCUCCGAUCGGAGGUCAUCUACCAGAAGCACAGGGAGGCGGCGCACAGGCGGACGGCGGAUACCAUCACCGGGCGGGUGAUGGGUUUCAGCGUUUUGAACACAGCCGUGCUCAUCGGGGUGGCGCUGUUCCAGGCGUACUACGUCAAGCAGCUCUUCGAGUCGAAGAGGCGAGGGUCCAUGUCGACCAUGCGAAGCGUGUGAAAGUUUGGGUUCGACCGCGGGUGAUGUCGCCUCGCGUCGUCAGUCAAUCGUCUUUACUCAUCACGAAGCGCGGCUACCU
Molecule: messenger RNA, 801 nt
Organism: Micromonas commoda
Lineage: Eukaryota; Viridiplantae; Chlorophyta; Mamiellophyceae; Mamiellales; Mamiellaceae
Exons: 1
Coding region: 21-722 (233 amino acids)
Biological process (GO): Golgi organization; endoplasmic reticulum to Golgi vesicle-mediated transport; intracellular protein transport
Cellular component (GO): COPII-coated ER to Golgi transport vesicle; endoplasmic reticulum; Golgi apparatus
Source: RefSeq, a predicted model, not a curated record